Molecule: messenger RNA, 525 nt
Organism: Lodderomyces pseudojiufengensis
Lineage: Eukaryota; Fungi; Ascomycota; Pichiomycetes; Serinales; Debaryomycetaceae
Exons: 1
Coding region: 1-525 (174 amino acids)
Source: RefSeq, a predicted model, not a curated record
AUGGAUUACGUUACACAUUUACCAAAAGAAGAUCCAUCAAUAUCAACAACAUCAAAAUAUAAUUUAAAAUAUUAUGAUCCAGUAAAAUACUAUGAUUUUCAUAUUUAUUAUUUUCAUCGUAUUCCUGAAUCAUUACAAGAGUCGGAUAAAUUACGUGAAAAAUUAAUAGCUGAUUUUCCAGAAGAUUCAAAAAAUGGUUCAAUAUUAAUUAAAAAAUUACCAAAUGAUACAAUAAUUGGGCCUCAUCCAACUCAAUUUUGGGAAGCUGAUGUUCAAAGACCAGAAAUUUUUGUGAAAGUUUUAAGUUGGUUUCAAUUAAAUCAUGGAAAUUUAUCAGUUUUAAUUCAUCCUCAAACUGGUAAUGAUUUAAAAGAUCAUUUUGAUUAUGCUUUAUGGUUAGGUGAUAAAUUACCUUUAAUUAAUGUUUUUCCACCAAGUGAUGGUAGUAUACCUGAAUUUGGUGUUAAAGGUGGUAAAAGAAUUAAAACUGAAGAUUAUGAUGAUUUUAAAACUGUGUUAGAAUAG